Dunckerocampus dactyliophorus (ringed pipefish) is the source of this 5738-nucleotide messenger RNA. It is a transcript of the gene slc19a1, whose product is annotated as solute carrier family 19 member 1. Gene Ontology annotation, molecular function: folic acid binding; folate:monoatomic anion antiporter activity. The record is from RefSeq and is a predicted model, not a curated record. The transcript has 6 exons. Lineage: Eukaryota; Metazoa; Chordata; Actinopteri; Syngnathiformes; Syngnathidae. Gene Ontology annotation, biological process: folate transmembrane transport. Bases 3849 to 5114 code for a protein of 421 amino acids. Gene Ontology annotation, cellular component: apical plasma membrane; plasma membrane; basolateral plasma membrane.
CGUCUCCCGGAGGAGGCCGAGGGGCCUCGAAAGUGGAUGUGUGCCAUUGUGUUUUUGUGUUUCUACGGGUUUAUGGCAUCCGUCAAGCCGGGGGAACCUUUCAUUACGCCGUAUCUGCUCAGCACUGAGAAGAACUUCACCAAGCAGCAGCACCACUUCUGGACAAGAAGCAAUUAAGGGUGGAAAAUGGAUUUAUUGAUGUGGGCUGCAAGGCAACAGUUGUCUCCGUGUAGUUGAGCCGGGUGACCUUUUUGAAGUAAUGAUCCAUCUUACUGUGGUGAAAGCUCACAUUCCUCUUCUGAAAGUGGGUCAGGUUUGAAUGUUAGUAUUAGGGAAUGACUAUGACUAACUCUUAUUGGAAGGGGAACGUUUGAUUUGAACACCAGAACUCUGCAAAAAUACAGAUUUUUUUUUUGAAAGAAAUCACAUGUUUAUUUUGAUCAUGAUUAUGUUUGUCAUUUCUUUCAACAGUAAAGUUGGUCUUUGGUGGUCUUUCUGCCCGGAAGGGAGGGGGAGGGGGGGUUUCUUGAUAAAAGUGAACAGAGACUGAAAAUAUUUCAUCCAGUCAAACUCUUCCUGCCUGUUUGGAGGCGGGACACACGCAUGCGCAUGGAAAUAUAUUGAUUUUCCAGUUCAUUUUCAUUUAUUGUGCGAUGAAGUUAUCGUCCACACGCCUGGUGUCCACAAGAACCUGAGUGAAGCUGGCCCCCCCACCCCGCUCAAAACUCUAGUCAAAUAGUCUCAUAUUUUUAGUGCUACGUUUGUUCUGCUUUCAUUUUUGGGAUACAGUCAAACCUGUCUUAGUGGCCACCUUUAUAGAACGGCCACCUGCCUAUAGCGGCCACUAAAAAAUCCCCCGCAGCAAAUUUACAUGUUAUAGACCCUGUGUAUAGCAGUCACCCGUCCAACGCGGCCAGCGGCCACCCAUUUUGUCUCCCUUGGUCAAUAUCUGACUGCAUAUAGCGGCCAAAUUACCGACUCAAGUAGAAGCUUCAUGCAUGAAAAAGUUUUGUUUUUCAAUCAAUGAAGCCGUCGUGUGUAGACUUUAAUUACUGAGUCCUAGCUCAGUCACAAUCAUUCACAAGAUCCACACAAACUUCUUUGGAGCUUGCUAUUUCCUGGUCAAACACGUAACUUUAAGAGCAUUUGCACCAAAACAUUACCGCAAAGUAGGCUGGGAAACAGGACGUGCUCCCAGCGACGCUACAAUAAAAAAAAAAAACAUACGCUAGCAUGCAUGCGGCAGCGGGAGCAAAACUGAGUUUGGUUGUACUUAAUUGAAGUAUUUUAGAAUGUACUCACGUUAUUUUUCAUCAAUCCUCAUCCACAAAUCCAUCAAAGUCCUCAUCUUCUGUAUUCGACACAAACAAAGCCGUCUUCUUUUCCGUUCGCUACUAGUCUGUUAACUUGUCAGUGUUAUUCAGCUCCGAAGCAAAGAAGGAAACUUCUCCUGUUGCUUCUGCCAACUUUAUUUAUUGAACGCGGCCACCAGACAGCAGCUCAGAACACACACACAUCUCUCAGCAUCGUCUCUCCUUCCUGCUUGCCCACAAGGCAAAGGUUAAACAAGCCCCACUACAUAGCUGUCCAGCCAAUGCCUGUAACAAGUGACACCGUUUAUUUCCUGGUGUGCACUGGUCAAUACUGUAAUGCCGCUUGUUGUGGGGAAGGAGAGACUCACGUCGCCGAUGCACUUUAAUGGCUUUAUGAACAGCGGAGAACACUGCAGGACUUUACAUCCACGCCAACAUAAACACACUUCCCAACUCUCUCCAAACUCACAGCUAGCACUGAGCCUAGCUCUCCUGCUCGGGACGCCCACCGUCACUUCCCGUCACUUCCUGAUGAACUAAAGCUGUAAUGACACUCUGCCAUAUAAAAAGUAAAAUAUUAAAAACAAACGUAAGACAUUACUAGCACAGCUUUGUUCUGUGGGUGGUGGAUAUAUUCGAUCAGUUAUUAUUAAGCCUCUAGCUUCCUUUUAGUAAGUAAAAACCUUGGCUAUGAUUGCACUACAUUGUCAUGUAGACCUACAAAGUACACUUGGAAGAACAAGAGGUGAAUAAAUGUAUUGCAACUGAUGUGAAACUGAUGAGGGGUAGGAUUAAAUAAGCUUUGCUUCUUACUACUCCUUUUUGGACAUGCAAAAUUGUGAAUUGUACUAUGUGAUGUGCUACUGUUUGACUCAUGCAUGUUCAGGAUUAAAACCAUGAACCAUGAUAAUAACAAGCCUAGUAGUGCUGUACAACUUUUAUCCGCAGUGCCAUCUACUGGUAAACAUUAUUUUUUUUCCCCUUUUUUCCCUUUUUUUUUUUUUUCCUCUACUGGUCAACAUUCAAACUGGAUGCCAACCUGUCUAUAGAGGCCACCUGUCUAUAGCGGCCACUUUUGCAGACUCCCUCUAGUGGCCGCUAUACACAAGUUUGACUGUCAACCAAAGCUCACCUAGCCUCCGACAUGCUCAGAAUGAAACCAAAAUAGUCUCAUUUUUUGUGCCACAUUAGUGCAGUUAAAAUUAAUGUUUUGUACAAUUAAAAUGAACGCUUGUGCUAUCAUACUUUUUGAGUUAUUAAAGAUUUAGUUUGCCAGCGGUUACACAAUCAGGUGAUGAUGUCAUCGCCACCCAGCGUUCUCUGCAUGGAACCAAAAUGGUCUCAUUUUUUUGUCUUUGUUUGUGCUGUUUGGUCCAAAUAAAAUAAAUUUGUUUUAAUAAUAUUAAUUAUUACUUAAAGUGGACGACAGCGAAGUUGGUUACUCACACCAGGUGUCACUCAUUGGUACCAGACGAGCCGCAGCAACAACAAUAGGAUCAUUUCCGGGGCGCAUAGUAGGAUGUGACUUCAUCACCGGAGAAGUCUUUUAAACCACAAAUUCAUCCAUUUUCCUCCACUUAUCCGCGUCGUGGGGGCAGCAGUCUCAGUAGGGAAGUCCAGACUUCCUGGUCCCUGGCUACCUCUUCCAGUUCCGCUGAGUUCCCAGGCCAGCUGUGAGACAUAAUCCCUCCAGUGUGUCCUGGGUCUGUCCUGGGACCUUCUCCUGGCUGUGCAUACCCAGGAGUCUCUACUCCGAGCUCCUCCCCCUAUCUUGUAGGGGGAGUCCAGCCACUGGACUCCCUCGACGCCUUGGCUGCGCCUAGAAAUUGUGUCCAUGAAAAUGAUGAACAGAAUUGGUGACAAAGGGCAACCUUGGCGGAGGCCAACGUUCACCGGAAACAGGCUGGACUUCCUGCUGGCAAUGCCAACCAGGCUCCUGCUCCAGUUGUACAAGACCCAAUGGCACGUAGUAGCACCACCAAUCCUGUACUCCCAGAGUACCCCCCCACAGGACACCAUGAAGGACACGGGCGAAUGGCUUUUCCAAGUCCACAAAGCACAUGUAGACCAUAUGGGCAAACUCCCAAGUACCCUUGCAAGGGUGUAGAGCUGGUCCAUUGUUCCACGACCACGACGAAAACCACAUUGCACCUCCUGUAGCCGAGGUUGGAACUAACGGUGGGACCCUUCUCUCCAGCACCCUGGAAUAGACGUUCCCAGGGAGGCUGAGGAGUAUAGUUGGAACACACCCUCCGGUCACCCUUCUUGAAUAGGGGGUCCACCACCCCAGUCUGCCAACCCAGAGGUACUGUUCCCCACUUCCACGCAGUGUUGAAGAGACGUGUCAGCCGAGACAGUCCCUCAGCAUCCAGAGCCUUGAGGAACUCUGGGUGAAACUCAUUGCAAUCAUCUAGUUAUAGCUAAUGAACUCAUUCCCUGGCCCACUCACCAGCCAUCUACAAAGCUUCAUGGACGGCCACUGCAGGAAGUGAUGCUGUGACCAAUGAGAUCACACCGGUGCUGACGUACUCCUACAUGGCCGUGCUGGUUCCAGCCUUCCUGCUGACCGAUCUUCUGCGCUACAAACCAGUUCUGGUCGUCCAGGGUGUCAGUCAGGUGGUUAUCUGGCUCAUUCUGUUCCUGGGUACCUCGCUCAUUCAGAUGCAGUUCAUGGAAUUCUUCUACGGCGUCACGAUGGCGUGCCGUGUGGCGUACUCCUCCUACAUCUUCUCCCUGGUCACUCCUGGCCUCUACCAGCGCGUGGCCAGCUACUCUCGCUCCUCCGUCCUCUUGGGAGUGUUCACCAGCUCCGUGCUCGGACAGCUUUUCAUCUCCGUGGGCAAGAUCACGUACACCACCCUCAGCGCUAUUUCUUUGGGUUUUGUCAGCUUUGGUCUGGUGCUGUCGCUAUGCCUGCCCUGGCCACGGCGCUCCCUGUUCUUCAACCAGGCACGGAAGCAGGAGCACAGAGAGGUGGCGGCACGAGUCGCCAGCAAGGCAGAACUAGACCAGAUGAAUCCUAAGGGUGGCGGGUUGACCGCCGCCCUGACGCCCUGUUCUGCAUCCCGCUGGAAGGAUUCCAUCUUUGUGCAGAUGCUGAUGGAGUUGAGAACGGUGGUGUAUAGACCCAACCUGCGACUGUGGUCCCUGUGGUGGGUGUUCAACUCCACGGGGUACUACCUGGUGUUGUUCUACGUCCACAUCCUGUGGAGCAACUUCUCCAUAUCCACCGAGAACAAGAACGUUUACAACGGAGGUGUGGAGGCUGCUUCUACCCUACUGAGCGCUUUGGCCGCCUUCAGCGCAGGCUUUGUGAAAAUCCGGUGGAAUAUCUGGUCAGAGCUGGUCAUCGCUGUGAUCACGGCCUUGCAGGCUGGCCUUCUGCUGCUGAUGGGCAUUACCGACAACCUCUGGGUCUGUUACGUGUCCUACGUCCUCUUCAGGGGCUUCCACCAGUUCCUGGUGCCCAUUGCCACUUUUCAGAUAGCGUCGUCGCUGACCAAGGAGCUCUGUGCCCUGGUGUUUGGCAUCAACACCUUCUUAGGAACCAUCCUGAAGACCAUCAUCAACCUGAUAUUUGCUGAUAGGCGGGGCCUGGCUUUGGAUGUGCACAGUCAGUUCCUGGUGUACUUCAUUUACUUCAGCGUGCUCACCGUCAUCUACUUCGUAAGCGCUGCCGUCGUGAUCAUCCGUCACUGUAGGAACCAAGGCAGGGCAGGCCGGCGGUCCGAGCCGCCUGAGCUCAGCAACGUCGCUGCUGAAGCGGAACCUUUAUCCAGCAGCAACAAUGCCAAGACAUAAGUCCUGCACCUCUGAGGAACGUCUAAGCCUUUUGAAUGAGCCUUUCUGGUGCUCGAGUGCCUCACCUGCUAGCUGAUACAGGUGUCACGUAUGAAAGGUUUUUUUAAUCCAAUGCACUUUUAAUGACAUUAAACGUCAGUGUUGGGGGACCCCUCCCUCACGAUGGCCAGGAUGAGCUGCUGUUGUGUCAGCACGAUCAUGAGGGCACCACGCUAAAUCCUAAUCCUAAUUUUCUUAGCAGGGACGAUCACGUUGUAAAGAAGUUCUGAUUCCCAGCACUCAUGUCAGGUGCACGAACUCACCAAAUGCUCUUGUUAAUAGUUUUUAGCUACAAAUGCAAUGAAACAGGUGGGAUUUGAAGAUGAAUAAAGGAUCUUGAGUUGUUUUAUUUUCAGCCCACAUUGGAAGUUUUUCCAUUUUGGCUGCUCUGACCCCCCCAGGAGUGGUGCUGGAUCAUGAUGGGAAUGUAGUGUUACUAAUGGAAGCAAUGAGUAGGAUUAUAUGUGAAAAUGUAAAUUGAUGUUGGAAUAUUGCUGAUCAAUGAUAUCUGUGAACUUGCCCGAUUGCUGUAAAACAAAUGGAACCAGAUUUUUGUUUGUUUUCAGAAUAAAAGGAUGAAAUGUA